AAAGCGAAGAUGAACAAACAAAGGAGCUGCAACUAACAAAUUACGCAUAGCAUUAACAAACAGAUCGAAAAAGGAGAAGAAAAAUGAGAAAGUUCGAUCCAUGGCCAGUUUUCUUCAAGAGAGAAUGGAAACGUAACUGGCCAUUCCUCGUUGGAUUCGCAAUCACCGGAACUAUUAUUACCAAAAUGUCCCUUGGCCUUACCGAGGAAGAAGCUGCGAAAUCGAAAUUCGUUCAGCAUCACAAAAGGUAA
This is a messenger RNA of Trifolium pratense (red clover), 251 nucleotides long. RefSeq lists its product as uncharacterized. The record is from RefSeq and is a predicted model, not a curated record. Bases 84 to 251 code for a protein of 55 amino acids. NCBI's taxonomy places the organism in Eukaryota, Viridiplantae, Streptophyta, Magnoliopsida, Fabales, Fabaceae. The transcript is spliced from 2 exons.